AGCUGGGCGAGUGACAGCCCGCUCCGCGCGCCGCGGCCGCCACAGCCGGCGCAGGGGAAGCGCCCGCGGCCCCGGGCGGCAGCGGCGGCCGCCUCCUCCCGCGCCUCCCGGCCCGCAGCCCGCGGCCCCGCGGCCCUGGGGCCGACACCUCUCGGGCUCCCGCUCCCCGCGCGCAAGAUGGCUGACCCGGCUGCGGGGCCGCCGCCGAGCGAAGGCGCGGAGAGCACCGUGCGCUUCGCCCGCAAAGGCGCCCUCCGGCAGAAGAACGUGCACGAGGUGAAGAACCACAAAUUCACCGCCCGCUUCUUCAAGCAGCCCACCUUCUGCAGCCACUGCACCGACUUCAUCUGGGGCUUCGGGAAGCAAGGAUUCCAGUGCCAAGUCUGCUGUUUUGUUGUGCACAAGCGCUGCCAUGAAUUUGUCACUUUCUCCUGCCCAGGCGCUGACAAGGGCCCAGCCUCUGAUGACCCCCGGAGCAAACACAAGUUUAAGAUCCACACAUACUCCAGCCCCACGUUUUGUGACCACUGUGGAUCUCUGCUGUACGGACUCAUCCACCAGGGGAUGAAAUGUGACACCUGCAUGAUGAACGUCCACAAGCGCUGCGUGAUGAACGUCCCCAGCCUCUGCGGCACCGACCACACGGAGCGACGUGGCCGCAUCUACAUCCAGGCCCACAUCGAGAGGGAGGUGCUCAUCGUGGUCGUAAGAGAUGCUAAGAACCUUGUACCUAUGGACCCCAAUGGUUUGUCAGAUCCCUACGUGAAACUGAAACUGAUUCCUGAUCCCAAAAGUGAGAGCAAGCAGAAGACCAAGACCAUCAAGUGCUCCCUCAACCCUGAAUGGAAUGAAACAUUUAGAUUCCAGCUGAAAGAAUCCGACAAAGACAGAAGACUGUCUGUAGAGAUUUGGGACUGGGAUCUGACCAGCAGGAAUGACUUUAUGGGGUCUUUGUCAUUUGGGAUUUCCGAACUGCAGAAAGCUGGUGUUGAUGGCUGGUUUAAGUUACUGAGCCAGGAGGAAGGUGAGUACUUCAAUGUGCCUGUGCCACCAGAAGGAGGUGAGGGCAAUGAAGAACUGCGGCAGAAAUUUGAGAGGGCCAAGAUCAGUCAGGGGACUAAGGCUCCAGAAGAAAAGACAAUCAACACCAUAUCCAAGCUUGACAACAACGGGAACAGGGACCGGAUGAAACUGACUGACUUUAACUUCCUGAUGGUGCUUGGGAAAGGCAGCUUUGGCAAGGUCAUGCUCUCAGAGCGCAAGGGCACAGAUGAGCUAUAUGCUGUGAAGAUCCUGAAGAAGGAUGUCGUGAUCCAGGAUGACGACGUGGAAUGCACGAUGGUGGAGAAGAGGGUGCUGGCCCUGCCCGGGAAGCCGCCAUUCCUGACCCAGCUCCAUUCCUGCUUCCAGACCAUGGACCGCCUGUACUUUGUGAUGGAGUACGUGAAUGGGGGUGACCUCAUGUACCACAUCCAACAAGUUGGCCGGUUUAAGGAGCCUCAUGCCGUAUUUUACGCUGCAGAAAUCGCCAUUGGUCUGUUCUUCCUGCAGAGCAAGGGCAUCAUUUACCGUGACCUUAAACUUGACAAUGUGAUGCUGGAUUCAGAGGGCCACAUCAAGAUUGCAGAUUUUGGUAUGUGUAAGGAAAACAUCUGGGACGGGGUGACAACCAAGACAUUCUGCGGCACUCCGGACUACAUUGCCCCUGAGAUAAUUGCUUAUCAGCCCUAUGGGAAGUCCGUGGACUGGUGGGCAUUUGGAGUCCUGCUGUAUGAAAUGUUGGCUGGACAGGCACCCUUUGAAGGGGAGGAUGAGGAUGAACUCUUCCAGUCCAUCAUGGAACACAACGUGGCUUAUCCAAAGUCCAUGUCCAAGGAAGCUGUGGCCAUCUGCAAAGGGCUGAUGACAAAACAUCCAGGCAAACGUCUGGGCUGUGGGCCUGAAGGCGAACGUGACAUCAAAGAGCAUGCGUUUUUCCGGUAUAUUGAUUGGGAGAAACUUGAACGCAAAGAGAUUCAGCCCCCGUAUAAGCCAAAAGCCUGUGGGCGAAAUGCUGAAAACUUCGACCGGUUUUUCACCCGCCAUCCACCAGUCCUAACACCUCCUGACCAGGAAGUCAUCAGGAAUAUUGACCAAUCAGAAUUCGAAGGAUUUUCCUUUGUUAACUCUGAAUUUUUAAAAGCUGAAGUCAAGAGCUAAGUAGCUGUGUAGAUCUCCGUCCUUCAUUUCUGUCAUUCAAGCUCAACGGCUGUCGUGGUGACAUUUUUUUGUUUUCAUUGCAAAGUUGCAUCCAUGUUUUAUUUGCUGAUGAGAUUAGAGUGACCGUGUUUCAGAGCCCAGAUGUCCUCAGGUAGCUCGGAGCAUCUCUAUGAGAGGGACUUAUGCAGCUGACAUGUGCAAAGUGAUGCUGCAUAAUCAACACAUUAUCAAAUUCCUCUUACAAUUUAUUUUCUCCAGCAUGUCAGCUAAGUAGUUCCAGUGGGGACAGAAAAAUACCUGCUUUCUUUCCCUUUUUCCCUGCACUGCCAUUUUCACGCAUUUUCCAACUCCAACCAUCCAAUCUAGAUUCUUCCUACCAAAUGAGUGGAUAAUUGGAGGCUAGCAGUAUUCUUCUACUUCAGGACCUGGAGCCUGGCCUUGCAUCUACAUUGAUGGUUCCUCUGAUUUUGAGGGAAUUCCUCCACUCAGCUUGGUUUGGAGGCACCAAGAGCUUUGAAAAGAAUCUGCUAAAAAAUACAUUUUUAUUGGUUAUUUUUUGAAAUUCCAAGUUAAGAAGAUUAUCUCAGCCCUUAUAAAAUCCCAAGAGUGUGCUUAUAGAUGGUUUCAAUCUAAAAGCACCUCAAGGGGUCAAAAGGCAACCAGGUUGGGUGCUACCUCAAUGCUGUAAUUUCUGAGACUUUAUGUCCCUGACCACCUUCCUCCCCCAGCUGCUUUAAAAGGGCAUUUGGUACUGCUCCCUGAAAAGAAAUGGUCACUCUAAGCAAGGUCCCAAAGGACCACGGUUUUACAUUACAUUUCAAACUUUAUUUGCUUUGGGAUUUUCUUUCUGUUGUUUUUCAAAUGCAAAAAAAAAAAAAGAAAGAAAGAAAAAGAAAAAAGAUUACUCACUUUGUUACACAUGCUUUGAAAUGUGUCCAGAUGUUUUACCCACGAUGACCUGCUUUGAUUUACCAAGAGGGCUCUGGAGCCUGGCAGACCCAUGCCUGUGUGGAUGGGAUUUGUCUGUCUGUUGCUGGCUGUGGAAAGCUAAUUAAGUGCUCUGAAAAAGACACCAUUUCGUGAAACAUAGGCAGUUGUAUUCUUCACUUUGAUGUUGUUUUGCAAGAUGUUUGUGGAAAUGUUCAUUUGUACCUGGAUAUCUGUUAUGUGCCAUUUUUCUUCUAGCAUCGAGACACAAUAAAAAAAAAAAAAAGGAAAGAAAAAAGAAGAAAUGCUAUUUCAAGGAAAACGG
Manis pentadactyla (Chinese pangolin) is the source of this 3451-nucleotide messenger RNA. It is a transcript of the gene PRKCB, whose product is annotated as protein kinase C beta. Gene Ontology annotation, molecular function: diacylglycerol-dependent serine/threonine kinase activity; zinc ion binding; ATP binding. NCBI's taxonomy places the organism in Eukaryota, Metazoa, Chordata, Mammalia, Pholidota, Manidae. The record is from RefSeq and is a predicted model, not a curated record. Gene Ontology annotation, biological process: protein phosphorylation. The coding region runs from base 178 to 2199 and encodes 673 amino acids. The transcript is spliced from 17 exons.